UAACGAUGCAGGCCAAGACUGUUUACUAGACUGCCCAAGUCAAUGUGAAUGCAGAAACUUGCCUGAUGGAAGAAUAGGUGUCUUAGGGAAAUAUCUUAAAGCAGUUCCUGGUCGACUUCCUCGUCAAACAUCUGCCAUAUUUUUUUCUGGGAACAGUAUUUAUCAUUUGAAAAGCAAGGCCUUCAAGAAUCUUACGCAGUUGUCUUUGAUAGAUUUGAGUUACAACAGGAUAAUUCGCAUGGAUGAAAAAGCGUUUUUUACAUUACCAUCACUUAGUAUUUUGCGGUUGAAAAUGAAUUUCAUCAAAGACAUUGUAAACGAGUCAUGGAGUAAAGUCCAAACAUUGCAAAAACUGGAUAUCGGCCACAAUUUGAUAUCUGCUAUUGGAAAAAGAAYGUUCUUGGGCCUUUGGCAACUAAAAACAUUAAAUCUCCGUGAAAACUUGAUCAGCAUCAUUCAUCAAGAUGCUUUUGAGAACAACACAAAAUUGACCUCUCUGUGAGUAAUUUUAUCAUCAUCAGCAGAAAACGUAGUAGGAGGAGCCGGCGGGGUCUGUUCUUCUAAAUAACUGUUC
This is a messenger RNA of Exaiptasia diaphana, 574 nucleotides long. Its product is annotated as leucine-rich repeat-containing G-protein coupled receptor 5. The transcript is spliced from 7 exons. The coding region runs from base 239 to 502 and encodes 87 amino acids. NCBI's taxonomy places the organism in Eukaryota, Metazoa, Cnidaria, Anthozoa, Actiniaria, Aiptasiidae. The record is from RefSeq and is a predicted model, not a curated record. Gene Ontology annotation, molecular function: protein binding.